GACAAGAAUCUCAACCCCAUUUCUCUGCCUUCAAGACUUUUUUAUUUCUUCAAAACUUGAAGCUUUUUUGUGAGUUACUAUUUUGCUCAAUCAAAAAGAGAAGUAAAAUUACAGAGCAAAAAAGAUAGUUAUGGCAGCUUAUAGAGGUGAAGAAGAGUAUGAUUACCUAUUCAAGUUGGUGUUGAUAGGUGAUUCAGGUGUAGGUAAAUCCAAUCUGCUUUCCAGGUUUACCAAGAAUGAAUUCAAUUUAGAAUCUAAGUCUACUAUUGGUGUUGAGUUUGCAACAAAAAGUCUUAAAAUUGAAGGUAAAGUUAUUAAAGCUCAGAUUUGGGAUACUGCUGGUCAAGAAAGGUAUCGUGCCAUUACCAGUGCUUACUAUCGGGGAGCUGUCGGUGCUUUGCUCGUAUAUGAUGUUACUCGACAUGUUACCUUUGAGAACGUUACAAGGUGGUUGAAGGAGUUGAGGGACCAUACUGACCCUAACAUUGUAGUCAUGCUCCUUGGCAACAAAUCAGAUCUCCGACAUCUUGUGGCUGUUUCAACUGAUGAGGCUAAAUCCUUGGCAGAAAGGGAGGCAUUAUACUUCAUGGAGACUUCUGCAUUAGAAGCAACUAAUGUCAACAAUGCAUUUACUGAAGUUCUCACGCAGAUAUACGGUAUAGUUAGUAAAAAGGCAGUCGAGACAGGCGAUGAAGGUGCUACUACAUCUGCUCCACCUAAAGGACAGACAAUUAACAUCAAAGAUGAAGGAUCUGCUUGGAAAAAGUUCGGAUGCUGUUCAACCUAGGGUCGCGGGAAACUAUGCAAAGACAAUAGCUCAAGCUUUAUCAGUUGUAAAUUGUCAUUAAAUCAAUGAUUUCCUCCCUUUUUCUUUUUGCUGGUUAUCGUGCUUGUGGGAUAUAAGAUUUAUACUAGCCAUGAGAAUACAUGAAUCAACGUUCUCAUGCAGAACUCCAAAGGAGGAGCAGGUGCUGUUAGUUUCUAAUUUCUAAUUACUGAAUGUUCAAACAAGGUCUUAGUUUUAUGUUGUUCUGGAUGAUGGCUUUGAAAUAUUGAGACACUAUCAAGAUCUUUCCAAUACCAUAUUAUCGAUAUCUUCUUUUGUAUCGAA
Lycium barbarum (goji berry) is the source of this 1111-nucleotide messenger RNA. RefSeq names its product ras-related protein YPT3. Gene Ontology annotation, cellular component: endosome. The record is from RefSeq and is a predicted model, not a curated record. The coding region runs from base 131 to 787 and encodes 218 amino acids. The transcript has 2 exons. Gene Ontology annotation, molecular function: GTP binding; GTPase activity. NCBI's taxonomy places the organism in Eukaryota, Viridiplantae, Streptophyta, Magnoliopsida, Solanales, Solanaceae.